Molecule: messenger RNA, 1458 nt
Organism: Ilex paraguariensis (yerba mate)
Lineage: Eukaryota; Viridiplantae; Streptophyta; Magnoliopsida; Aquifoliales; Aquifoliaceae
Source: the annotation of a GenBank genome assembly
AGUGCCACUCUCUUCUUGGUCCAAGAAUGGCUUUUGGGUUUUCUCUCUCCCGUACAGUCUCAUCUUCUUUCCAUUGGGAAGCCUUGUCAUCACCAUUAUCAUCUCCUAAUCUUCUCAUAGGAACCCCACUCAACACCUCACCACCUUCUCUUUCUGGGAAACAUUUUCAUUUUGGAAAGCGUUUUGUUGUUUUUUCGAAGAGGAUAUCAGGCUUGGAGGAGGCAAUGAGAAUAAGAAGGGAACGUGAGCUUCGUACUUCGACAACCUCCAAAAAAGGGCCACCCUUAAGGCGUGGAAAGGUAUCACCACGUCUUCCCGUGCCUGAUCAUAUACCAAAGCCUCCUUAUGUAGGUUCACCUUUGUUGCCAGAAAUUUCAAGUGAGUAUCAAAUUCCUGAUUUUGAAGGCCUUGCUCACAUGAGGGCUGCGUGUGAGCUAGCUGCUCGAGUAUUAGACUAUGCAGGAACACUGGUUAGGCCAUCAGUGACAACAAAUGAAAUUGAUAAAGCAGUUCACCAAAUGAUUAUCGAUGCUGGUGCUUAUCCUUCGCCUCUUGGGUAUGGACUCUUUCCAAAGAGUGUAUGCACAUCAGUCAAUGAGUGCAUGUGCCAUGGAAUACCUGAUUCUCGCCAGCUACAGGAUGGCGACAUAAUAAACAUUGAUGUGACAGUCUACUUAAAUGGUUAUCAUGGAGACACGUCAAAGACUUUUCUUUGUGGCAAUGUUAAUGAUGCGCUGAAACGACUUGUCAAGGUGACCGAAGAGUGCUUGAAUAAAGGCAUUGCUGUUUGCAAAGAUGGUGCUCUAUUUAGGAAAAUUGGGAAGAGGAUUAGUGAGCAUGCUGAAAAGUAUGGAUAUGGUGUGGUGGAUCGUUUUGUUGGGCAUGGCGUGGGGACUGUAUUUCAUUCCGAACCACUAAUAUUUCAUCACCGCAAUGACAGGCCUGGUUCCAUGGUUGAAGGUCAAACAUUCACAAUUGAACCAAUUCUUACACUGGGAAGCACCGACAGUGUAACAUGGGAGGAUUACUGGACGACUCUGACAGCUGAUGGCUUGCCCGCUGCACAGUUUGAGCAUACUAUUUUGAUUACAAGAACUGGUGCAGAAAUUUUGACAAAAUGUUAAACCAGUCAUUUCAUAUGUUUCUGAUGUAUAGAUAUAUGAUUAAAGGACAGCAUCAGCUACAUUUCUAUUGAUUCAUGUAGAUAUUAUUCUUCACUUAGCAAAAGAAUAAUUUUUUUUUUUGUGUGUGUGUAGUGGAAUUGGUCUUUGGUUAGCAAAAUGAAUUAUAUGAAAACAGAAAUUGUUUGUUGAUAUCAUUCAAGGCUGGUGAAGUGUCAUUAAAAAAGUGAAAGUUACCAAAAACUUGGUGGCAUUUCCUGUUGGAUUCAAUUCAGCUGACAGAAUGCAGCUGUUAUUACAGAGCCUACAUCAGUCUCUUAUGUGAAAUUUAGCUAUG